Messenger RNA from Acaromyces ingoldii, 1686 nucleotides. RefSeq names its product MFS general substrate transporter. Lineage: Eukaryota; Fungi; Basidiomycota; Exobasidiomycetes; Exobasidiales; Cryptobasidiaceae. Gene Ontology annotation, biological process: transmembrane transport. Gene Ontology annotation, cellular component: membrane. Gene Ontology annotation, molecular function: transmembrane transporter activity. The record is from RefSeq and is a predicted model, not a curated record. The transcript has 4 exons. Bases 1 to 1686 code for a protein of 561 amino acids.
AUGCAACAAUUUGAAGAGGCUGGACCUGAGACUUGUGCGACUACGGCGACGAAAGCAACGAGAGACCCGGAAGGACAACAGAAGCCAGAACAACAAAUACUGCGCACCGACACUCUCCUUUCGUUGCCGCCCGAGCCGUCGGCGCUGGACGCCAACGUCGUCCUCUUCAAAUCUAAAAAUGACCCUGACAACCCAUUUGCGUGGUCGGCCUGGAAGAAGUGGCGCGUGCUCGGAGUUGUGCAGCUAUGCUGCCUAUGCGUAACGAUGAACGCUACCAUCGUGACAGGGGCGUAUGAUGGCCUGCGUAGCUACUUCAGGAUCUCAAGGCACAUAGUCGUUCUCAGUGUAUCCUUCUACGUCGUCGGAUUGGGGUUCGGCUCAAUCCUGUCUGCACCUCUGUCAGAACUCUACGGCCGAAGGCCAGUCUACCUUACCUCGUUUGCGCUCUUCGUCCUUCUCACGGUACCGCUCGUCUUUCUCCCACGGGGUCAUGCUGGUUUUGUCCUUCUCUGCUUCGUUCGCUUUCUCCAAGGCUUCGUGGCCAGUGCUCACCUCAGUGUUGCGAACGGCACUAUCUCUGAUGUUUUCGAUGUCAACAAAGCGUUUUUGCCUGUCAGUUUCUACGCUCAGGUGCCUUUCUUGGGACCCGUACUUGGUCCUCUCGUGGGGGCCCUUCUCGACCACACCUACGAGACAGGUGGACACAGCAAGAGCGACGAAUUACAGACCUGGCACCUGACGAUAUACUUCACCAUUACCCUCUGCAGUUCGGCCUUUCUCCUUCUCCUCCUUUUUGUUCCGGAGACUUACACUCCCAUCCUUCUCGUCCACCGAGCUCGUCGGCUUCGUGAUGCAACAGGCAACACCAAUCUGUAUGCGCUGCAUGAGGAAAAGAUGCGAACUCUUUCCCCCUCCUCGAGCCGUCAACCUUUACUUUUAAUCAUCCUCAGGACGACGCUCUUCGGCUGCUUUCUACCAUUGCUAAAAGAGCCGCUGCUCCUUAUCCUCUCAUUUUGGUCCGCCUUACUUCUCUCUAUUCUCUACCUCUUUUUCCAGCUUUUUCCCCUCGUUUUCGGCGCAGCUUACACCUUUACGCCCCUCGAAUGCUCCCUUUCCCUGUUGGGAAUCGUCGUUGGAAUGCUCCUCGCUAUGCUGAGCAUGCCGCUCUGGAGCAUCCUCUACGCGCACCAACUUCAACCUCGUCUCAAGAGCACCGAAAACAAGCGCUCCGUGCUCUCGUACCUCUUCCAGCGCCCAGCAAUCGCCUCGCCCGAAGCUCGUCUGCCAAUGGCCCUGCUCGGCUGCUUUCUCGGCCCAAUUUCUCUCUUUCUCUUCGCCAUGUCCACGCGUGGACCAUCUUCAGCCAAAGCUCCACCCCACUGGAUUCUUCCUAUCCUGUCCACGGCACCCUUUGGUGCCGCCCUCAUCUUUCUCUUCACACCCCUGCAGCUUUUUCUCAACGAGACCUAUCUCCCCGUCGUCGCGAGUGCCACGGCCGUCAGCGUCUUCAUCCGUUCGACCUCGUGCGCUUCUUUGCCCAUCUUUACAAAUUACCUAAACGAAAAGAUCGGAGCCAGGGGCCUCGGCAUCGUCCUGGCCGUCGUGCAGCUCCUCAUGAUCCCCAUCCCAUUCACCCUCUACUUUUUCGGCCCUCGGAUUCGCAAGCGCAGCCGCUUCUACCUUUAG